GCGGGCGGCGGCUUCAAUAGGUGUCACUGAGCACGCUCAGCUUGCGCGGGCGCGCUCCAUAGCUGCAGAGCCGAAAGUUGCUGCCUCUCCCCCCUGAGUCUCCCGGAGGCAGCGGCGGGAGGGACGCGCUGCGGGGCCUGGCGCCGCGUUGUUGUGGUUCCGGGGCGCGGCGGCCAUGGCUGUGCUGCUGGAGACCACGGUGGGCGACCUGGUGGUCGACCUGUACACGGAGGAGAGGCCCAGAGCUUGUCAGAACUUUCUGAAGCUUUGCAAAAUCAAGUACUACAACUACUGCCUCAUUCACAAUGUACAGAGGGAUUUUAUUAUACAAACUGGUGACCCCUUGGGGACUGGCCGUGGAGGGGAGUCCAUCUUUUGUAAACUCUAUGGUGAUCAAGCUAGAUUUUUUGAGGCAGAAAAAGUGCCAAGAAUUAAGCACAAGAAAAAGGGAACCGUGUCAAUGGUGAACAAUGGCAAUGAUCAACAUGGAUCUCAGUUUCUUAUUACUACAGGGGAAAACCUAGAUUACCUUGAUGGUGUGCACACAGUGUUUGGAGAAGUAACAGAAGGCAUGGAUGUAUUAAAGAAAAUUAACGAGACCUUCGUUGACAAGGAAUUUGUUCCUUAUCAAGACAUCAGGAUAAAUCAUACAGUGAUAUUAGAUGAUCCAUUUGAUGACCCCUCUGGUUUAAUAAUACCUGACUGCUCCCCAGAGCCCAGCAAGGAACAACUAGAUAGUGGCAGAAUAAGAGCAGAUGAAGAAAUUGAUGACUUCAAAGGAAAGUCUGUUGAUGAAGUGGAAGAAAUUCAGGCAGAGAAAGAAGCAAAAACUCAGGCCAUUCUUUUGGAAAUGGUGGGAGAUUUACCAGAUGCAGAUAUCAAACCACCAGAAAAUGUGCUGUUUGUCUGUAAACUGAAUCCUGUGACCACAGAUGAAGACCUGGAGAUAAUAUUUUCACGAUUUGGGCCCAUUAAAAGCUGUGAAGUGAUUAGAGACUGGAAGACGGGUGAAUCUCUUUGUUAUGCUUUCAUUGAAUUUGAAAAGGAGGAAGAUUGUGAGAAAGCCUACUUCAAAAUGGAUAACGUGCUGAUAGAUGACCGGAGAAUACAUGUGGAUUUUAGCCAAUCUGUUGCAAAGAUUAAAUGGAGAGGAAAAGGUGGGAAGUAUACCAAGGAUGACUUCAAAGAGUAUGAAAAGGAAUGUGAUAAACCUUCCAAAUUAACUUUGAAGGAGAAAGUAAAGCUAAAUCAAGACGCAAAGUAUGACCUUGUGCUGGAUGAGGAGAUAGAGGAGGCUAGAGCAAGUCACCUACACUCAGGUAAAAAACACAAGAAGAAAAAGCACCGCCAUUCAGAUGAUGAAGAGGAUGACAAGAAGACCAAAAAAUCCAAGGACUCUGACCGACAAUAUGAAGAAGAAUGCUGUAGAGAGAAAAGAAAGAGUGAAAAGAGAGACCGACAUCAAAGUCGCAGUCGCAGCCAGUCUCGGGACAGAGACAGCCACUACAGUUCCAGCAAAUCUAAAGACAAAUACCGAGGAGAGCUUUGGGAAAGAGAGCGUGAUAAAAAGAGAGACCGAAGCAGAAGUCCUAAGAAAUCCAAAGAUAAGGAGCGGUCCAGAUACAGAUGAUCUCCCCUUCUCUUUUUAUAUUUGUAUAAUGCAUUGGAAACAACUGUGCAGGUACCAGAGCAAAGUUGUGUUUGCCAGUGCUUCUUGAUCUUUCAAUUCCAGGAGUGCCCAGUGUACAUGUGUAACCUUUGAUAGCGUAGAAUACUGCUUGGUUCUGGAUGACUGUCUCAAUAAAGGAUUUUGUAUUUUAUGUGUAUUUCUUUGCUAUUUCACUACAGGGCUAAAAGUUGCAGUGUAGAGGUAUGGGCCUCUACAUCACCAGCCCACCCCAAAUGUCUACACUGCAAUUUUUAGCCCUGCAGCCUGAGCCAAUUGACCCAAGCUCUGAGACUCAGUUCAGUGGGGUUUUUUUUGUUGCGGUGUAGACCUACCCUGAGACCCCCAGAGCUAGGAACAGUGAUCAGUCAGGGUGGGAUUCAGCACAUGGUAUUCAACUGUUGGAUUGUAUUACAACAGACUGUCCAGAGUGGGACCGAUUGAGUAGUAUGGUUUUCUCUUAGCCCUAAGAAAUACAAGGGAGUUGGGUUUUGUCUGUCACUUCCUACUUUGCUAUAAGAAAAUCCAUUCCUUGAAAAAGGUUCUCUUGUUUUGAAGACAGAAAUGGCUUCUUUUUUCACCACAUGUCUAGUAAACACUUAAAACUAUUAACACAAUUCUUAUUCUUAAUGCUUGCUGUAUCUGAAAUUAAUGCUGCUGAAGAGAGAUGGAUUGAUGAUCUUGGAUACUCUUUAUCCAUAGCACUGAUGGUGUCAGUGCAAACUUUCCAUGCUGCCUUUCAAAUGUGCAAAAGUCACUGUACUCAAUACAGAGGUACAGAGUAAUUACUUGAGUGCAGGGGACUGGACUAGAUGAACAAUUUGAGGUCCCUUUCAAUCCUACUGUUCUAAGAUUUAAAUACAAAUGUAAGUACCUAAAUUUAGGAGAUGCCAAAUGGGGCUGAGAAAUUCUGGCAUACCUACCUCAAUUCCCAGCAUGUCUCACUAUGUGAAGGCUGCUAUUCUGGAAAAUAUCCAAACUCUUCCUGCUACAAGUUCUAAGCACUAUGAGAUAAAUGGAAUCCAUUGCUAUGAUCAUGCUCAUGUUGUCUGGUGCGUUCAGAAGUAACAUUACAGUGUAGAUGAACUCUGUUGCAAGGUCAGCUGAGACAACCAGCCAUUUCACACCAUGACUGUCCUUGCGAUGGUUUUGUGGCUUAGUAGAGAAAGAUUCUUCUUUUAAUAAUAGGCCAUAAUCAUGCCCUGUAUGUCCUAAGAAAGCUGACUCAUUCUACUCAUGUUGCGUUCAUACUUCCCUACUGUUCUUUCAUUUUUGUCAGUUACGAUAGCUUCAACUUCAGGAUUAAUACUGACACUUGAUGAGCAUGAUAUUUAAAUAAUCCAUUUCCCUGGUAAUGUUGAUUGUAAAACCACAAACCUCGGAGCAGAAACCUCAGCUUCUUUACGUUCACUUAGCUGUGGCUGUGACGUCUUUUCAAGGGGAAUUUUUCAGACACUCCAGGGCAUCAGUGCAGUUUUCUGAGCUCAAGAUUUGGGGUUUCCCCUCUUCUUUCCUUAUAGAAUUCCCUUUUCCUUAAACAGCUUUAAAGUACAGUAGCACACUCUCAAGUAUCUUAUUCCAUGGUGGCGGGGAGUUAUAGAUCUGAGUUUCAAUGGAGCUUCCAGUCCUCUGCUCUUGUCCACAUGCAACUUUGUAGACACCUCUCUACACACAUAACAGCUGCACACAUAGGUGAGAGAAUGUUUAUGUUCAAACCCCCAAUCACCUGCCAGUGCUGGUGUUAAUGCACUAAAAAUGUUUGCAGGAAGCCAGGGUCUCAAAAUAGAGGCCUAAGGUUACACCUUUGACAUAUUGGUGGGGAAUGAGAGGAGCCUGAUUUUUAGCAUUCUGGGGCUGGUUGGUGCACUAUUCUAGACGAUGUGAUAGGGAGGAUCCACAAGUAAUCGGUCAUCCUAUACUCUUCCAGGUACCUUCUUUACCUUAGUAUUUCAUCUCAAUUGUCUUGCUGAUGGUUUCCUGUUUUGAUCUUCGUAGGUAGAUAUUUAGUAUUUUAUGAAUUUGCUCUAGUAUGAUCAGCUCUGUCAGUUCAUAUUUUGGCAGCUUCGGUAGCUCUCAAUCCAGCUCUGUUUUCUAUAAUCAAAAUGCCGACUUGUAAAUGCUAUAAUCAUAUCGUGUUUCCCUUCUGUGAAAUACUGACUGGGGCAUUUGCCAAAGUUAUUCCUCCAUACUUCCCCCUGUGCAUGAGAUGUCCUCCCAGUUCUAUCCUACAAGUCACUUACCCCUCUCUCUCACGCAUGCUAUUCGAAUGGAUUCUUAAGACUCACUUUUUGCCUGAUGUCCAUAAAAAUGAGUUGUAAUUAUUCUGAUAAAUAUGUUUAAGUGCACCACCAAAAUGUGCAUGUGCUUUAAUUGAGUAACCAGCUGAUCUUAUUGGUGUGUCUCUUCUUUCCUCGUCUCCCCAUGGCUUGUUGCUCUGUCUGUCAGGUCUAAAAUUAGUCUCUAAUCCUGCAAUUGAGAGCAUACUGUCAAGUGUAAAAUCAGAGCCAGAGACUGUAAGCUCUUUGGGGCAGGGAGCUAGUUCUGAAAAGCGCCUAAUACCCUGAUGGCUAAGAACAAUCUGAAAAAUGUUAAAUGACAGUAGGUCACUCAAAUGCUUGUUGUAUGUGAUAUAUUGCCUGAACACCUUUGCUCUAGCUACUGUCAGAUUUUUGUUUUGUUUUGAAGUGAUGGUCUUAAUGUAAUGCACUGUGUCUGCAUUAAAAAAGUAACCGUGAAUUUUGUAGGUGUUAUGACAAAUCUUUAAAGCUGAAGGAUGUUUUCAGGAGCACUUAAGAAAUCUCCGGUUGACUAGUAAUAAACUUUUCAACUUGAA
This is a messenger RNA of Caretta caretta (loggerhead turtle), 4499 nucleotides long. RefSeq names its product peptidylprolyl isomerase like 4 (gene PPIL4). Gene Ontology annotation, molecular function: RNA binding; peptidyl-prolyl cis-trans isomerase activity. The record is from RefSeq and is a predicted model, not a curated record. Gene Ontology annotation, cellular component: nucleus. Lineage: Eukaryota; Metazoa; Chordata; Testudines; Cheloniidae. Gene Ontology annotation, biological process: protein peptidyl-prolyl isomerization.